Messenger RNA from Colletotrichum truncatum, 963 nucleotides. RefSeq lists its product as uncharacterized. The record is from RefSeq and is a predicted model, not a curated record. Gene Ontology annotation, cellular component: membrane. Lineage: Eukaryota; Fungi; Ascomycota; Sordariomycetes; Glomerellales; Glomerellaceae. Gene Ontology annotation, molecular function: carbohydrate:proton symporter activity. Gene Ontology annotation, biological process: transmembrane transport; carbohydrate transport.
AUGUGCCCCCGAGGAAACAUCCUUCCUUUCCCAGCACCUACAUGGCAACCGAAAUCAAAGCCAGGCAUAAUAGCCGUGCUAAUGGGUUGCGUUUUGGUGACUGCUGCAAUGCAGGGUUAUGAUGUGGCCAUGAUGGGUGGAAUGAAUAUCUUGCCGCAGUACACGCAGUAUUUUCAACUCUCAACUGCCACCCGUUCUUUGAACGUCGCCACUAAUUACAUUGGGGGGGCCUUGUCUUGUUUCUGCUGGGGAUGGGUUACAGAUACCUAUGGUCGGCGUGUCGGACUGUUUUGGUCGGCAAUGAUCACCGUAAUCGCUGCCAUCAUGCAAGGGGCAGCACAGCACAUCGCCAUGUUUUGCGUAGCUCGGAUUUUCAUUGGGUUUGGCACAACAGCCUCUGUCAUUUCUGGAUCCGCUUACCUUGCCGAGACUCUACCUUGGGAGCAAAGGGCAUGGGGUCUGGCUUUGUUUGACGACUUGUUUUACGUCGGCGCUCUCGCGGCCGCAGGUGUGACGUUCGCAUCAUUUCGACUUAAUAGCACCUGGGCAUGGCGACUACCGAGCUUGAUUCAGGGGGUUUGGGGGCUAAGUUGCAUCCUUGUGUUGCCGUGGAUUCCAGAGAGCCCUCGUUGGCUGGUUGAUCAGGGACAUGCGCAAGAUGCGCUCAUUGUCCUUGCUCAGGUCAACUCAAAAGGGAAUACGAGGGAUGAUAUGGUACGACUUCAGUUCCGGCAAAUAUGCGAAACCAUCGAGUAUGAAAGAGAUCCCAUGUCAUAUAAAGAGGCACUCCGUAACCGAGGAGCCAGAAAAAGGCUCGUUAUCACGGCAACCUGCGCCUUGAUCUCUAUGCUCACUGGCAACAUAUUUGUAAUGUAUAACAUUGGGAAGAUGCUCAGUCACGCCGGCUUAAGCGAUGAAAGUUCACAGCUGCUUGUGGUAAGUUGUGCUACAGCCUUUUGGUAA